AAUCAAUGUUGCAUAACUCCCACCUGUGCAAAGAGGUGCAAUCGACAAAUAAUAAUAAUCUCGUGACACGCGCAGCAUUUUAAUGGAUGAUCCUUACAUAGCUGAGUCCAGUACAUGCCGCUGCUUAAAAGCUUGUCGCAUAGUUAUUCCAGUGCAGGGUUUAUUCCAACAUCAUGUCCUGCCCUUCGAAAAACCCUUCUCAGUCUGAACCACACGGUGAUGACCAGAUACAUCCAGUUUCAAAAUCCCUCUAUAUUCUCCCAACCGAUGAACAGGAGCGCCAGAGACUUGAAGUUCAACACGAAGUCCUUCGAAACGCAUUCGGGGGGCGUAUUGUCUUCGCUCCAAUUGAACUGCACGCAGGAGACAAGGUACUCGACAGCGGAGCUGGCUCAGCAUCUUGGCUCCUGGACUGCUAUACCGCCAACAAGGAUGCUACCUUCCAUGGAAUCGAUUUAAAGACGCACAUUUUCCCAAAGCUCGAUGAUGUACAAAAGCAACAUAUCCAUUUGGGGGCGGGGGACAUUUUGCAGCUACCAAGCGAUUGGACGGAUAACUUUCGUCUACUAAAUCAACGACUCCUUAUCGCAGCGUUAUCGAAAGAAAAUUGGAACACGGUCGUGGAGGAAAUUUUCCGCGUCCUUGCUCCGGGAGGCUGGGUGCAGCUCAUCGAAGCUAGUCAUUGUGUAGCUGGAGAAGCAACGCAAAGACACUUCUCGAUGCUUCGGGAUCUCUUCGUCAAAAGAGGCCUAUUACUCAACUGUGUUGAGCAUAUUCCGAAUGUUCUAAAAGGCACUGGAUUUGACAACAUCACGGCCCAACGUCUCGAAAUUAGCCUCGGCGGUGGGGACGACGAAGACGGGAUGAAAGCUAAAGCUCGCGAGAGCUUUAUCGGUGCUUACAAGGGAAUGCAAGCUCCAGUAGUAAAGAUGGGGAUUCGGACCGAGGGAGAAUUCAAGGAGUUGGUGGAAGAUCUAGAAAGGGAGUGGGAGAACAACGCUCAGUCAAAGGUUAUCUUCUACGCCUUUACUGCUCAGAAACCGUCCGUGUCACUAGCCUGAGGCUUCGGUUCGAACAGCUUAAUAUUAUAAUACAAUCUAAUGGAUUUUCGUCUCGGUCAUGAUAAUGGGUCUGAGGACGACAUUGGCACGCGGCGUCAGUUAUGGAGUCGCUUGGACUGUGAGAACACUCACAUAGGACGUUCUCGUGUGAGACGCAAGCCUUGGAUCUAUUCGGUAGUAGCACUUUCACGAAUCGCCAGGUCCCCGGGGUUUGCUGUCUCCUCGGCCUUUGGUUCUAUUGCGGGAGAUCUGAGAUAUCUUGAGCACGGGACGAUGCCGCAUGCAUAG
This is a messenger RNA of Suillus clintonianus, 1349 nucleotides long. RefSeq lists its product as uncharacterized. Bases 174 to 1061 code for a protein of 295 amino acids. NCBI's taxonomy places the organism in Eukaryota, Fungi, Basidiomycota, Agaricomycetes, Boletales, Suillaceae. The record is from RefSeq and is a predicted model, not a curated record. The transcript is spliced from 4 exons.